Messenger RNA from Astrephomene gubernaculifera, 449 nucleotides. The record is from the annotation of a GenBank genome assembly. NCBI's taxonomy places the organism in Eukaryota, Viridiplantae, Chlorophyta, Chlorophyceae, Chlamydomonadales, Astrephomenaceae.
CAACACUCAGCUGCCUGCCGAGCUGGCGGCACACGCGCACCUAGCGGAGGGCCGCCUGCAGGCCAUCGAGUCCAUGUCUUCGGAGGGGCUGCUGCCCGCUGCCGCACCCGAGGGGCAUUGGGGCAUCCCGCCCUUCUUCGUACCGCUCGCACAGACCGCCAACGGCGCCAGCCCCGGCGCCGGUGGCUUUGCGCUGCGCGCCCCCACCACCGCCCGCAACGCCUUCCGCCUGCUUCGUGCCAUGCAGCUGCGCAAGGCGGUGCUGCUGGAGGGCAGUCCUGGCGUUGGGAAAACCAGCUUGGUUGCCGCGCUUGCCAAGUCCGUGGGGCAGACGCUGGUCCGCAUCAACCUUUCGGAGCAGACGGACAUGAUGGACCUGUUGGGAGCUGACCUGCCUGCUCCGGGCGGCGCACCCGGGCAGUUUGCAUGGUGCGACGGGCCGCUGCUGG